Alternaria infectoria is the source of this 1656-nucleotide messenger RNA. RefSeq names its product 3',5'-cyclic-nucleotide phosphodiesterase (PDEase) (3':5'-CNP) (gene CNA1). The transcript is spliced from 5 exons. Gene Ontology annotation, cellular component: cytoplasm; calcineurin complex. Lineage: Eukaryota; Fungi; Ascomycota; Dothideomycetes; Pleosporales; Pleosporaceae. Gene Ontology annotation, molecular function: calmodulin binding; calmodulin-dependent protein phosphatase activity. The record is from RefSeq and is a predicted model, not a curated record. Bases 1 to 1656 code for a protein of 551 amino acids. Gene Ontology annotation, biological process: calcineurin-mediated signaling; fungal-type cell wall organization.
AUGGAGAACCAACCGCAGGACGUCGACCAGUCCAAGUACAUUGACAAUGCUAUUCGCGCUGUCCGUGAGAAGAAGCCGCUCCCUGAGAUUGACUUCACCCUGCAUACUAUGGAGGAUGGAAACCAAGUGAGCACCCAGGAACGUGUGUGCAAAGACGUACAAGCACCCGCCUUCCACCCGCCCACCGACGAGCAAUUCUUCUCACCGCAAGAUCGCACAAAGCCCAACAUUCAAUUCCUGAAGCAGCACUUCUACCGCGAAGGUCGCUUGACCGAACAGCAGGCGCUAUGGAUCAUAAAGAAGGGCACAGAGAUCCUCAAGUCGGAACCCAACAUGCUGGAGAUGGACGCACCCAUUACUGUGUGUGGUGAUGUCCACGGGCAAUACUACGAUCUCAUGAAGCUGUUUGAAGUCGGUGGCGACCCAGCAGAGACGCGCUACCUCUUCUUGGGAGACUACGUCGAUCGCGGCUAUUUCAGUAUAGAGUGUGUUUUGUACCUCUGGUCGCUCAAGAUCUGGUACCCCAACACCCUCUGGCUUCUCCGAGGAAACCACGAGUGCCGCCAUUUGACCGACUACUUCACAUUCAAGCUCGAAUGCAAGCACAAGUACUCCGAGGCCGUGUACGAGGCCUGCAUGGACUCGUUCUGCGCACUUCCCCUAGCGGCUGUUAUGAACAAGCAGUUCUUGUGUAUACACGGUGGAUUGAGUCCCGAGCUCCACACUCUGGACGACUUGAAGAGCAUUGACCGUUUCCGCGAGCCACCUACCCACGGCCUCAUGUGCGAUAUUCUCUGGGCUGAUCCUCUCGAAGAAUUCGGCCAGGAGAAGACCAACGACUUCUUCGUUCACAACCACGUCCGCGGAUGCUCAUACUUCUUUUCGUACCCCGCUGCGUGCGCUUUCCUCGAGAAAAACAACCUUCUGUCAAUCAUCCGCGCACACGAGGCGCAAGAUGCUGGAUACCGAAUGUACAGGAAAACACGGACAACUGGUUUCCCCAGUGUCAUGACAAUCUUCAGCGCGCCGAACUACCUCGACGUAUACAACAACAAGGCUGCGGUUCUGAAGUACGAGAACAACGUCAUGAACAUCCGACAGUUCAACUGCACACCGCAUCCGUACUGGCUGCCUAACUUUAUGGACGUCUUUACAUGGUCAUUGCCAUUUGUUGGCGAAAAGAUUACUGACAUGCUCAUUGCGAUCCUAAACACCUGUUCGAAGGAGGAGCUCGAAGAGGAGACGCCCAGCUCUCUGGCUUCCGGUCCAUCAUCGCCACCCCUCUCCAGCCUCGACCCAGAUUCGACCGAGUUCAAGCGACGUGCGAUCAAAAACAAGAUUCUGGCGAUUGGUCGCCUCUCUCGUGUGUUCCAAGUGCUGCGCGAGGAGUCUGAGCGUGUCACUGAGCUCAAGACUGCAUCGGGUGGUCGACUUCCCGCGGGUACGCUCAUGCUCGGUGCGGAGGGAAUCAAGCAGGCGAUCCACAGCUUCGAGGACGCACGCAAGGUUGAUUUGCAGAACGAGAGGCUCCCGCCGAGCCACGAAGAGGUGCGAAAGUCUCAGGAGGUUAGCCGAGAGCAGGCUCUCGAGAAGGCCACCAAAGAAGCCGACAACGACCAAGGUCUCGCGACUGUCGCAAGACGCAUCAGCAUGUAA